CAUAAGCUCCUCCCUCUCACAGCUCUUACCAGGAAGAGACUGACGUGUUAUUUCUGCUUUCUCUCACACUGACUCUCUCUUCUCUACUGACAAAAACAAUAAAGAACCAGCCAUCAGUGAAGAACCAAGAGAAACACUUUACAGAAGGAUCUUUGUGCAGUUUGGUUCUGAAUAGAUAGCAGAUCUUUGUGAUUCUCGAGGGGGUUUGUUUUUCAAACUGUCGUUCAGAAAGUGAAAGUAAAGUUUAGAUCGCUGGAGCUCUAAGAGUGAAAAUGGCUUCUCUAUCUGAAGAUGAUAUUUCUUGUCCUGUAUGUCAGGAAAUCUUCAAGAAUCCUGUUGUUUUAUCAUGUAGUCACAGUGUCUGUAAAGAGUGUCUUCAACAGUUCUGGAGAACCAAGAAAACUCAGGAGUGUCCCGUCUGCAGAAGAAGAUCCUCAAAAGAACAGCCUCCAUGUAAUCUUGUGUUAAAAAACUUGUGUGAGUCGUUCGUGAAGGAGAGAAAUGAGGUUCGUUCAUCAGGAUCUGAGGAGAUCUGCAGUUUACACAGUGAGAAACUCAAACUCUUCUGUCUGGAGGACAAACAGCCGGUGUGUGUAGUGUGUAUGAAUUCACAAAAACAUGACAAUCAUAAAUUCAGACCCAUCGAUGAAGUGGUUUCAUCAUAUAAGGAGGAGCUCAAUACAGCACUGAAAUUGUUACAGAAGAAACUUCAACACAAUGAAAACAUUAAAGGAGAGUUGGGGAAAACAGUUCAACACAUCAAGUCUCAAGCUGAGCACACAGAGCGUCAGAUUAAACAGCAGUUUGAGAAGCUUCAUCAGUUUCUCAGAGAUGAAGAAGAAGCUACAAUCACUGCACUGAGAGAGGAAGAGGAGCAGAAGAAGCAGAUGAUGAAGGAGAAGCUGGAGGAGAUGAACAGACACAUCUCAGCUCUUUCACACACAAUCAAAGACACGGAGGAGAAGAUGAAAGCCAGUGACGUCUGCUUUCUGAAGGAGUUUCCAGUCUCGAUGGAAAGAGUCCAGAUCUCAUCACAGCCGGAUCCACAGACUCCUUCUGGAGCUUUGAUUCAUGUGCCACGUUACUUGGGGAACCUGUCCUUCAGAGUCUGGAAGAAGAUGCAGGACAUCGUCCAGAACACUCCUGUGAUUCUGGAUCCAAACACGGCUCAUCCUCGUCUCGUUCUGUCUGAUGAUCUGACCAGUGUGAGAUACAGCGGUAAUCAAUCCCUUCCUGAUAAUCCAGAGAGAUUUAACUCUCAUCCCUGUGUUCUGGGUUCAAAGGGUUUUAACUCAGGAACACACUGCUGGGAUGUGGAGCUUAAACAGAGUUCAUUCUGGAGUCUUGGAGUAACUACAGCAUCAAACCAGAGGAAGGGAAGGGGUUUCUUCUACACUGGUGUCUGGAGUGUGUGGUAUGGACUGUCUCCAGGUUCUGGUGUUCGUGUUAAUCGUAAUCUUGAUCGUGUGAGAGUGAAUCUGGACUAUGAGAGAGGAACAGUGUCAUUCUCUGAUCCUGUAACUAACACACAUCUACACACAUUCACAACCUCCUUCACUCACACACUCUUUCCUUUCUUCAGCUGUUCUUCUCCUCUGAGGAUCUUAUCGAUCAAUAGUCAGUAAUCUGUAGCUCUGGAUCUUCCUGCUUUCAUCUUUCAUCAUGUCUCAAUAUUUAAUCACAGGAGUAAAAGAUAAGUUCUACGGUUAUACUAUAAUUACAGUUAGAUAACGUGAGAAACAUCUUAAUAACAACCAUAACCAGAUGCUAGCUGUCAUAUUUGUACGUUUUUAGUCUUUCUGCAAUAUUUCUCUCCCUGAUGAAUGAGUUUCAAUUAAAGACUCUUCAGAUAAUAAAGAGUUUUUUGGGGGGUUAAAUCUCUUUUGUAAUAUUCACUUAUAUUGUAUGCUUAUGUGAAAAAGGAAGAUAACAGCAUCAAUGUUUCAACUUUCUUGAAUUAUGAACAAAUAAAUUCAGUUUUAAGUUCUACAGAUCUACAGAAGAAAGAAGUGCGUCUCUGAAGAAAUGUGAUCAAAGAUCUCCCGUACAGAUGAUAACUGGGAAACCUCAACAGAAAUCCAUGAAACAGUGACUGUAGUCUGAUUAAUCACAAGUGUUUCAUGUUUGUAGUCUGAUAAUGUAAUCUGUUAGCAG
Carassius carassius (crucian carp) is the source of this 2154-nucleotide messenger RNA. Its product is annotated as nuclear factor 7, ovary-like. Bases 273 to 1625 code for a protein of 450 amino acids. Gene Ontology annotation, molecular function: zinc ion binding; protein binding. The record is from RefSeq and is a predicted model, not a curated record. NCBI's taxonomy places the organism in Eukaryota, Metazoa, Chordata, Actinopteri, Cypriniformes, Cyprinidae. The transcript is spliced from 6 exons.